Molecule: messenger RNA, 783 nt
Organism: Rhizophagus irregularis DAOM 181602=DAOM 197198
Lineage: Eukaryota; Fungi; Glomeromycota; Glomeromycetes; Glomerales; Glomeraceae
Source: RefSeq, a predicted model, not a curated record
AUGGUAUUUGAAAAGUGUCAUAUCCGCCGAUUUGCGGAAUUUGCCGAUCAUCAAUUAUGUGGCGCAGUACCGAUUAAAAUCGAUCAAAACCCGUUCCUACAAUCACAAGUUUAUUUUAUAUCAAAUCUGUAUUCUGAACAGUAUAAAGAUGUAGUUUAUGAACAUGUGUUGAAAUAUGAAGAUGUGUUAAAAUUUGAAGGAUUAGGUUGGAUUGAAUAUCAACUUCCAAAAGAAAUAAUUGAAAUUUAUGUACAAUCUUCAAUUGAAAUAAAUGGUUCUAUUAAUAUGAAUACGUGGACCUUUAAUGUUAAUGAUAGUAAUGAUUUUUCUAAACCUGGAAUUGUUUAUGAAUUUAGUAAACACAUAACCACAAGUUUACCUUAUAUCAAAUUUACUGUAGUAAAUUUAAAUGAUAAACUUUAUCAAUUUCAAGAUGACAAUACAAAUAGGAAUAGAACAUCAGUUCUUAAGUACCUGAACUUCCAGCUUUCGAACAUGGAACUAUUAAAGGACGUGAACACCAGUUUUUGGACCUCGGAUUUAAGACAUAGAAAGACGCGUAUUUAUUGGAACACCAAUUUUGGACGUCUGAAGUUCCAUAUUCCAGACAUGGAAGCUUGUCUUUUUCAAGUUGGACUAACCGCAACUUGGGUUUCUUCAAGCCGAACUGAACUGAAUAACUUUAGAACAUCAGGUCAAGCCGAAUCGACUCCAUUAGCGGUGUUCAAUUCAGUUUGGCACGACUUGAACUUUACAACACUAAUUAUGUUAUUUGUAAAAUAA